Molecule: messenger RNA, 915 nt
Organism: Anisakis simplex (herring worm)
Lineage: Eukaryota; Metazoa; Nematoda; Chromadorea; Rhabditida; Anisakidae
Source: the annotation of a GenBank genome assembly
AUGCCGAAAAUGGGCAAACCGUUGUAUAAAUUCAUUAGACAGUUACCAAAACUGGAAUUGACGACAUUGAUACAGCCAAUAACGCGGUCGACAUUGAGAAUCGAGUUGACGAUAACACCAGACUUUCAGUGGGACGAGAGGGUGCAUGGUAACGCGGAAGGGUUUUGGAUCUUCGUGGAGGAUGUGGAUGGGGAGUUGAUAUUGCAUCACGAGUACUUUUUAUUGAAGCAAAAGUUUUGUGAGGAUGAACACCAGGUGAAGAUGUUCGUGCCCGUGUUCGACCCGAUGCCUCCGCUCUAUUUCAUUAGAAUUGUGUCAGACCGUUGGUUGGGCAGUGAGACGGUGUUACCGAUCUCGUUCCGUCACCUAAUACUGCCGGAGAAGUACCCUCCGCCCACUGAACUACUCGACCUGCAGCCAUUGCCCAUAUCCGCGUUGAAUAAUAAACAAUUCCAGUCGAUUUUCGAACAGAAGAAUAUUAAUGUAUUCAAUCCGAUACAGACGCAGGUGUUUCGAACGGUAUACGAGAGCAACGAGAAUGUAUUUAUUGGAGCCCCGCACGGCAGUGGUAAGAGGGUGUGUGCAGAGUUGGCGAUUUUAAGACAUUUCGAUAAUAAACCCGAUUCGAAGGCCGUGUUCGUGACGCCGAUGGAGGAUAUGGCUGAGAAGAUAUUCGCGGACUGGCAAGAGCGUAUUGGAACGGUACUGGAUAAGACGGUGGUAUUGCUGACGGGGGAGCCGUCAACUGACCUGAAGUUACUGCAGAGGGGGAAGCUGAUCAUAGCGAGUCCGGAGAGAUGGGAUAACGUGAGCAGACGUUGGAAGCAGAGGAAGAACGUGCAGGCGGUGAAGUUGUUUAUAGUGGACGAUUUGCAUAUGAUUGGGGCGAGUUGCGGGGUUGGUGACUUUUAUUUA